Branchiostoma floridae (Florida lancelet) is the source of this 2149-nucleotide messenger RNA. RefSeq lists its product as uncharacterized. The transcript is spliced from 5 exons. The coding region runs from base 1 to 522 and encodes 173 amino acids. Gene Ontology annotation, molecular function: nucleic acid binding; zinc ion binding. NCBI's taxonomy places the organism in Eukaryota, Metazoa, Chordata, Leptocardii, Amphioxiformes, Branchiostomatidae. The record is from RefSeq and is a predicted model, not a curated record.
AUGAGUGAACAUUCUCUGUUACCUUCCACACUACAAAUUUUCAUACAGGAGCCUGAUGAUAAGCAUUUGGCUGAAGGGACAAGUGACGGAAGUGGCAUCACAACAGCAACUGAUGAAACAGGAGCUGACAGCAGGUCUGUGAGUGGGUGCAGCUCCCCAGCACGGUCGGUCCAGUCUGUGCCCAGUGUGUUUGAUGAGGAUGACUGGGUGGAGGGGGAGGACCCACUGUCUCAGAGGGCAGACUUGGGCAGUCAGCAGGAACCAGCUCAACCUGGCCCUCCUAACACACAGGGCUAUCUGAUGCAGUCAGCUGACACAAGGAGGCAGCCUGCUGUGGAACCCCGACCACCCGGCAGGAACGGUACCGGUGCACAUCCCAGGCGCAGUGGACCAAAUAACAACAGAGAGGGAUGCUUCCGCUGUGGGAAGAAGGGACACAUAAGGUCUGACUGCCCCGGCGUUAAUGGCAGAAGUGUACAGAAGAAUGGUAGAAAGAAUGGUCGAAAAAGCAACCAGUGGUAGUAACCAUCGCUGAGCUGGCAGCCUGCUACUGUUCAUUGUAGUGGUAGUAGAGUUUAUUUUUUCAGAUUGUAACUAUCAAACUUAAAGGAGAAAAGAGAUCCUGCUCAUUUUGUUAUUUUACUAAUAAUGUCACAUUUCAAAUGAGAUAAGGGUUGACCAUUCAGUAAUAUUUUUUCUAACAAGAUGAAAGGUCUAUGUUUCAAUCAGCCUUCAUAUCACUAAUCAUCUACAGUCAAGGGAAAACCAUAUUCUAACAGACAUUUUAUUUUAAAGAUCACAAUGUGUUGCAACACUAACAAAACCAGCAGUGAUCUCAGGAAACUUGCAAACAAAGUGAUAAACCACAGUGUCACAGUCUGGUCAAACUGGUUAGUUGCAUAACUUAAUCGCCAUAUUCUUAUGAUUUUCUUCCUGUGAAUGUUACAUUAUAACAGUUGCAAAGGUUUAGUUUCUGUUUUUGUUUCAGACGUCACAAUAGCAAAGAUUUUAAGAAGGAAAGAACCCUGUGACUACAGUACAUACCUCAGAUGCUUUCUGUUAUCUUUCUGAAGAUAAAGUUAUGUUAUGUUUAACAUAGUUCUUGUUGAAUGUUCAAUAGCUGUAAAUCAAGGAGAGUCUAGAAUAUAUUAUACCAGAACAAUGUUUAUAUACUAUAUAGUCCUACUACAAUGUACACAUGUAGUAAGAAUACAGUUCCUAAGUUUGAUUUGUGGGAAGAGCUUGUUAUCUCCCGUGAGCCAUAUUGUAAGCAUCAUGAUCAGCAAAGCCAAGUUGAUGGGGAAAUCAAGCAGUAUUGCAUAAUUGUUUUGUUCAUUUGAGUAAACAGAUAAGACAUCAAAUGAUGAGUUUAAAUUCAUUCAAACUUCCAAGGGUGCCAUAUUUCCAUUUUGUUUUGACAAAAAGAAAUAACACAUUUGUUUUAUAAAUAAGGAAUUGAAUUGGUGUCUCAAUCCAAAGACUACAAGGUUUGUGCAUGUUGUACAUGGGUACUUCUGUUGACAGUAGUUGUUUUCUUUGCUAUUAUCUUACUCUUGUACCAGAAUCAGCUUUGUUGAAAGACAAUAUGACACUUGCUAUGACUGAACGAUAUACAGUGUUUGUUUCCAUAAAAGAUCCGGUAUGAGAAGUCUUGGCAUACUAUGUCAGUAAAGACCAAAUCAAGACAUACUCAGUGCUAUUUUUCUCAUAGAUGGCAUAUUGUUGGAGAGUCAGAUAUGGUAAAUUGAGAAGCUACAUUGUAAAUUUGUUAAUGCAGCUUGAUGACUUCAAAUGCAGUAUAGAGGCAUGGUAAAUUUGUUCCAAAUUAUUAUCCAUAUCUAGGCAUGAUGAACAGUAAGUUAACUUUUUUUUGUUACUUGUAUACGGUUCCUAUUAUGGUACAGGCUUACUUUGAGUCACAUGCCCCAAAUGAUGGGUCAGUCAUCCUCAAGAUGGCUGGGAGUCCUAAAGAUUUCUCUAUUUUUGCAGAGAUUGUGACAAUGGUAUUAGUUUGUUUGUGUUACAACCAACUAUUUUUGUAUGUUUGAGUUGACUGUUUGGAUUAUUUUGUUGCACAAAAAGAUUGUCAAGGUACAUAUGACGAGGAUAGAUCAGGUUGUCAAUAAAAACUAUGUACUUUGCAGAAUUG